AGUGCGUGGAGGUGCAGGUACCCGUUGCGACGUUUUUUCGUACAGACUCGUCGCACCGUGUGUCAUCCCUCGUCUUUACAAAUUGUCGUAGUGCAAUGUCCGCGUAACCUAACAAUUCGUAAAUCAACGAACCAACGGCAAACAUCGUCAACGGAGACAAGAUAUCAUUUGACUUGAAAGUGCGAGAGAAUAACCGCCACCACGACGUCCAUAGGGCAGCCGACUGUUGGGCAGACGCCUGCGGGCCCCGGCCCACGUCAACCCCAGCAGCAGCCCAGCAGCGGCAUGGAUAGGAGAAAAUUGUCUACAUCGGGGGAUUCCCUGUAUGUCAUUCUAGAAUUGCCAAAAACUGCCACACCUGAUGAUAUAAAAAAAAAUUAUAGGAAAUUAGCUCUUAAAUAUCAUCCUGACAAAAAUCCUAAUAAUCCAGAAGCUGCUGAAAAGUUCAAGGAACUUGCAAGGGCAAAGAAUGUAUUAUCUGAUCUGACCAAACGUAAUAUAUAUGACAACUAUGGGUCACUUGGACUGUAUGUGGCAGAGCAGAUUGGAGAAGAAAAUGUCAAUGCGUACUUUGUCAUCACUUCUAAAUGGACAAGGAUGUUCUUCCUUUUCUGUGGUAUUAUUACUGGCUGCUACUGCUGUUGCUGUUUCUGCUGCUGCUGUAAUUUUUGCUGUGGCAAGUGCAAACCUACACCUCCAGAAGACUCCACAGGGUAUCACAAUCUCCAGCGGGACCAGAAUAAUCCGGAAGGCGAAGUUAUAACAAAUCAACCGCAAAGUUCUAACCAACGCAUGAUUACGUGGUCGUCACGCGAUACUGACAUGUCGCCAAGCCGAUCUCCGCACGAGGAGGAGGGGGAGGAGAGUGACCCGGACUUGAUAACGACUCAACCGCAGAGCAACGCAUCGCAGGGGCCGGGUGCGCAGCCGAUGGUGUUCGCGAUGCCGCCACCUCAGGCUGACGAGAACACCAACCUCAACCGGGGAUCGCAGCCCGUCUACACCCCCGCGUCAACAAAUCCAUUCGCAAAUCCCGACAUGACAAGCAGCGCCGGCAAGUGGUAGUCAGCGAGCCCAAGUUCUUGAGACGUCGAGGAAGCAGCAUCUGCAAAAGGAAGAAUGGACGCAGUCGCGCGAGCAUUAUAUUCAUAAUUUAACGUGAACAAAGAAUGGAAGUGCUGAACCAAGAGUCAGACCUCUAGAUAGCUCGUCUCCCUUUUUUUUCCCCCUCCCCGCCCGUUAUAUCGUACUCAACAAUCAUCGGCAACGAUCUCGACGAGGACGCGCUGGUGUCGAGUGAACGAUUCCAAAAACAACGUGUUAAAUUGAUACUCGAUUUGGCCGCGCGCGCGUCAACGUCGCGAAGAACGCCGAGGAAGAUAUUACCUUUCCUCCGAGACACCUUACACCGGCGGCCGCGGCGAUAGCGAUUUGUAAUUAUCGCGCGAGACACAUGACGCCUACGCUAUCUGCGAACUUGCGCUCGAGGAGCUGUCUGCGCCUCGGGAUCUCCGGUUAUAAUCACGUUCAAGUACGAGACUUCGCCGUGCCCUACUUCUAUUUUUUUUUUUUUUUUCUGUUUUACGUUUUGCUCAGCGACCACGUCCACGAUGAACGAACUAUUGAAAUUUAAAGAUUUGUCUAUUGUAUUUCCGUUCGAAGAAUCUCUUGAAUGUCGAUUUUCGAGAGAAAUAUGUACUCGUGCAUCAAAUAUUACGUAGUAUAAUCUUACAUUUGCGAAUUCCUGUAAAAUUUGAAUUCACUUACCUCUGAGUGUAACGACUUGCAAUCGUUAAGAAAUAUCGUCGAUUUCCUCGUAAAGAAAGCAAAUCGUAAUGUUCGUUUCAAAGCCAAUAGCCGUUGAUUUCUACUGUGCUCGCAGCGAGUAACGAGGUAGAUUUCUACCUUUUCGGCUCAGAUUCUAUUCUUUUCAUAUGUAUCGCCGUAAUUAUUCUGACAUUUGCCGAACAUCUGUAUCUGUUUCCGAGGGCAUCAACCUUGGCUCUGAUGAAAAAUUGCGUAACGAAUACUUCUGUAAUGCGUUAAUAUGUAUAUGUAUUAGAAAUGAGUAGUACACUUACAAUUCACACAUACACGCAUACACACACUGACACAGUGCUGUGAAGUGACACAAAGCAAAGGACAUAAAAAAGUACUUGAAGAAAAAAAACCUUUUUAUAAAUAACUGUACAAUUACAAUAGUAGCGUUUCCAUUUCACUCAAAUUGGUACAUAGAAAGAGAUUUUGCAAAUAAUCAAGACAAAUGAAAUCUUGUAGCCGUAACUAUGCGCUUCAGCUAUAAGUUUCACCAAUGCAAGCCGCGCUUGGCUUGCACUCAAUUUUGCCUACUUGAAACGCAUUGAAAUAACGUAAUCUAGCAGACAAAUGGAACAUGAUCCAUCGAUUUGCAUCGCUCUGUAAAUGUGAAAGUGCGAAGUGUACAUAUUCAACGAUACAACGCUUGCAAUUAGGUUGAAAGCGCGCCCUCCGAAACGCGAUUUCCGUAUCUCCUGCAAUUAGUAACGCACUACCACGAGCUCCCGAUGCACGCUGUUAACAAUUCGCGCCGCUCAAUUUUUCAUUUAACCCGAUGAGUCGGUUCUCCUCAGCGCGUGUUAUCUUUGCCCGAGUACAUCGUGAAACGAGCCAUUGUGCCUCCAAACGUACGAAAUGCGUUCUUCGCGCACGAGGCACCUGUCCGACCGAAAUCGCGACGGCAUUGGCAUUGAUUCAAUUACUUGCAAUUCCAUUUCGCUGGCGCCCGGCAGCAUUUCAAAAUGAAAAGGAAAACAAUCGAAUUGUAUACACAUUUCCAACUCUACGAGUUAAAAUACUUUCAUAGGUAGUGAAUAUAUUUUUAUUGGGGUUUACAAAGUUGAUAAAAAUAUAUUUAUUGUAGUUUAAUGAGAGUUUAAUGAAAUCGUUCGUGUAUGUCAUUUUUGUCAAACGUUACUGUUGUUAUCGAUUUAUUUGUGCAUACGCAUUUAUUCCCCGUCGACCAUUAUAUUCUACUCGUAUUUACGUACAGCAGCACGGUUAUUUGUUUGGAACAACUGCUCGACAAGAAGGCAAAUUCCGGAAAAUCCACUUGGAACACUGUUCAUUCUAUGCUUGACAGAAUUGCACGGCCACGUGCCCGAAUUCCACAACUUAGCUAUUCAAAUAAUAAUUAUAUUCAUGCGCGAUCAAAGAGAUACUUGAAGUGAAAAGGAAAAGUCAUGUAUCGAAACGCUCCAAAACACGGGGCGUGAUGUUAUGAGAAUGGAAAAAAAACGAUAUUUAUCACAUUAAACGGUGACUAUAAGGCUCUGAAAUGUAUGACAAGUGAAAAAAAAAUGUAAAUAAAUUUAGAUUGCAUCCAA
Molecule: messenger RNA, 3362 nt
Organism: Phymastichus coffea
Lineage: Eukaryota; Metazoa; Arthropoda; Insecta; Hymenoptera; Eulophidae
Gene: Csp
Product: dnaJ homolog subfamily C member 5
Exons: 8
Coding region: 286-1065 (259 amino acids)
Biological process (GO): regulation of neuromuscular synaptic transmission
Cellular component (GO): type Is terminal bouton
Source: RefSeq, a predicted model, not a curated record